This is a messenger RNA of Drosophila ficusphila, 3660 nucleotides long. It is a transcript of the gene Zdhhc8, whose product is annotated as palmitoyltransferase app. The record is from RefSeq and is a predicted model, not a curated record. Bases 130 to 2952 code for a protein of 940 amino acids. Lineage: Eukaryota; Metazoa; Arthropoda; Insecta; Diptera; Drosophilidae. Gene Ontology annotation, biological process: protein palmitoylation. The transcript is spliced from 10 exons. Gene Ontology annotation, molecular function: palmitoyltransferase activity.
AGCAAAACCGUUGCAACAUUGGCCAAGAGCAACAACAACAAAUUAGCAAUAAAGAGAGACUGCAACAACAACUUAGCAACUGAAACAACAACAACAAGAAGGCGAACCAUCAAAUAGUAAAAUAGGAAAAUGCCCAAAUGCGAUGUGAAAACGCGCUACAUUCCUGCGACUUUCGCCUGGAUUGUGCUGCUUUUAACCACAUUUCUCUUCUUCUUUUAUCCCUGCCAAUACUACGUGAAGAGCCAUCCAUGGGUGCUGGCCUACCAGGGCGUCAUCACAUUCUUCGUGCUGGCCAACUUCACGCUGGCCACGUUCAUGGACCCGGGCAUCAUCCCCAAAGCCUCGCCCGACGAAGACUGCGAGGAGGAGCUGCGCGCCCCGCUCUACAAGAAUGCCGAGAUCAACGGCAUCACCGUCAAGAUGAAGUGGUGCGUCACCUGUAAGUUCUACCGCCCGCCACGCUGUUCCCACUGUUCCGUAUGCAAUCACUGCAUAGAGACCUUCGAUCACCAUUGUCCGUGGGUCAACAACUGCAUCGGCAGGCGGAACUACAGAUUCUUUUUCUUCUUCCUCGUAUCGCUUUCCAUUCACAUGCUGAGCAUUUUCUCGCUGUGUUUGGUCUACGUGCUGAAGAUAAUGCCCAACAUCAAGGACACGGCGCCCAUUGUAGCCAUGAUCCUGAUGGGCCUGGUGACCAUUUUGGCCAUACCCAUUUUCGGUUUGACCGGCUUCCACAUGGUCUUGGUGUCGCGGGGUCGAACGACCAACGAACAGGUCACGGGAAAGUUCAAGGGCGGCUACAAUCCAUUCUCGCGCGGCUGCUGGCACAACUGCUGCUACACACAGUUCGGACCACAGUAUCCCAGCCUACUGAAUCCGAAGAAGUACGCAUCGCGGCGAUCGCAGGUGCAGAAUCAGGCGAUCAGCACCAUUUGCAACGACCGGAGCGGCCAGCAGACGGGCGCCGGGGGCGGGGCCGGCGGCAAUGGUACCGCUGCAGCGGCCGGCGGCGGUGGAGCGGGCGGCGGGGGAGGCGGUGGCGGUGGCGGUAUGCGAGGCACUGCGGUGCAGUACUCACCACGCUCAUUCUACGACGCGAGUCGCGAGAAGCGCGGAAUUCAGCUUUCGCCGGGACGAGAGUGCUCCGAUACGGAUCUGGAACCGCCGCCCGCCUCCCAGAGUCAGGACUGCGAGCCGACGCCUCCUUUGCAGCGGCACAACUCCAGCAGCUUCUACCUGCCGCAGGUGAGCGAUGCCGGCGGUCUCAACGGCAGCGUUUCCACAGGCGGCGGAGGAGGAAGUGGCGGCGGCGGCGGUGGCGGCGACUCACCACGUCACAUGCGUCUCUACCAUCCGCGUCACAGUCCGCACGCGAGGCCCCGGGGUCUGGAUCCGCAGCGGGGCUACACGAGUGACGCCCUGUCGCCGGACCAUCCCGUUGGCUAUGCCGUCGGCGUCGGCGUCAACGGACCGCAGCAGCAGCAACAGCAGGCGCUGGCGGCGGCAGCGGCCGCGGCGGCGGUGGCAGCACAAAAUCAACGCAGCGCGACGACCACGGCCACGCCCACCAUGCAGCAGCGGAUCAAGCCGCUGGGCGUGGCCACGCCCCUCGUGAUGGCGAGUCCAGUGCGAAGGUCUAAUCCGGGCACGCCCACUCAGCCGCGACGCCCCGACUUCAUUGGACUGAACGCCCAGGCGGUGGCGCAGCAGCAGCAGCAGCAACAGGCAGCGGCGGCGGCGGCAGCAGCGGCCUACUACGAGUACACCAGCGGGCUGCCGCCGCAGCAUCCGCAGGCGCCCAGCAUCCAGCAGCAGCAGCAGCAGUUGCUGCUGCAGCAGCAGCGCGUCCUCAUGCAGCACCAGCAGCAGCAGCAGGCCCUGCAGCAGCAGCAGCAGCAACAGCAGCAGGCGGCGGUGCAUGCCGCACAUCCGCAGCACGCCGCCCUGGCGCAGGCGGCCUACGGCGGCAGUCCGCAGCGGCGCUUCCUCUCCGAGGGCGAACUGGUGCGCCAGGGAGCAGGCGGAGGAGGCGUGGCCGGCGGCGAGUUGUCCUACGCGCGGUCCAACAACACGGUGGACAACAUACGCGAGCUGGCCGGGAGUCCGCAGCGCGGCGUCUACAUGUGGAAGGACACGUCGCCCGGUUUCAACACCUCCGCCGGACAGCAGCAACAGCAGCAGCAGCAGCAGCAGCAAGUGCAGCAGGUGGUGAGCAGCGGGAUUGGCAGCAGUGCGGGCACGCUGGCCAGCAGCGGAGCCACCGGCGGCGGGGUGAUGCCGCAUGCCCAGUACAUGACGGCGGGCGGCGGAGCCCAUCCGCUGAUCAUGACGCACUCGCGGCUCCAGGACUUCGCCAUCCAGCAGCAGCAGCAACAGGCGGCGGCGGCGGCGGCAGCGGCAGCAGCAUCAUAUCAUCGCUCCAAUCCGACGAGUCCCACCACCAUGCCACAGGUGGCAACCGGAGGAGCUGGCCAGGGCUACAUACUGCGCUACGGCGGCGGAGGAGCUGCCGGAGCAGCCGGCAGCAGCGGCAGUUUGGCCAGCGUGACGGCCACAAAUCCCGUCAGCGGAGGAGGAGGAGGAGGAGGCGGCGGUGGUGGUGGCUAUCAGCCGGCGUUGCGCGGCGGAGUGGCCGUGUUUCCACCCAAUCCAUUGGGCAAUCCGGGCGGUGGCAACCUGCAGACGCAGCCGUCGCCGCAGAUCAAGCGAAAGCAGACGCCCACGCGGCCCAUGAGCUUCGUGCGAGCGCUGGAGAUGACGGACUCGAUGGAGAUGCAGUCGCUGGAGCAGCAGCAGAACGGCGGAAUCCCCGGCAGCGGUUCGGUGGUGGGCAGCAAUCAGCAGCCGGGUGGUGGACCCAAUGCUGGCCAUCUAAUGCAGGGCAACGCCUCCAAUUCGGGGACUCCGGAUAGGGCCAGCAUCUACGACAUGAACUACGAGAUCUCCGUAUAACCCGUGGUGGUGCCCGUGCUCCUGAUGCCGCCCGCCAGCCAAGCUCCGGCGGGUCCAGCGCUGGCUGCCCCGGCAGCUGCUGCUGCACCUCCUCCAGUUGCCGCGCAGCCGGCGCAGUUCUACAAUGCCCAACUAGUGGAGCCGGCUGCCUACGCCUGCGUUCCCGUCUUGCCGCUCAAACCGAUGAGCAAUGGCCUGGGAACGAAUAGUCAACAGCACCACCAUCUUCAUCAUCAUCACCAGCAGCAGCAGUUGCAGUUGCAGUCGCAGCAGCAGCAGCACCAAUAUUCGCACCAGAACCACAACCACAAUCAGAACAAACGCAAAUUUUCGACCUUCUUCUAAACAGAGAAAGGAAUCUGUUUUUUUUUUAUGAUUUACAUUUUUUUCAUUUUUUUAUUCGAUUGAUUUGAAUGGAGGAGGAGGAGGAGGAGGAGCAUGUAAAGGUGUAUCUAACCAGAGCUAUUUACACCAGAUGUGUGUGUAUAUACAUAAGUUGCACUGCUGUUGUAGCUAUUGCUAAAUUUUAAGUAAUUUUAUUAUGUAAUUUUUAUGCUUUGUUUUUAUUAUAAUUACCUUUAUCGAUGCACCUUGGAAGACGUUCGGCAUGAGAUCGGAUUUCAAAAGGAAUUAUUUAUACUUUUAAUGCUUUUUAUACAUAAACUAUAUGAUCGAAACGAAAACAAAAUAGAGUGGAGAUGAAGAGAA